AACACUUCCCUACAAAACCGUUUAAUGGUCAUCUCUCCCACCCUCUCUUUCUCUCUGCAUCUCGUCUGUACCUCUGUAAUCUAGUGCUUUCCUCUCUCCCUCCCUAACCCAUUUUCCCGUUUCCCCAGAAAAUCCUUUUUUUUUUUUCCAAUCACAUUCUUUCUUUCCUUCUAUUUCAUUCCGGUGUCUCCAUCGUUCUGCUUUCGCUCCUCUUUCUCAGUUCGGUUGAUUUCUUCCUGCCAUAUUUAGAAGUAUUCUAGGAGUUUUUUUUUAACGUUUUGUAGAUCUAGUUGCGGCUCUGUGAUUUUGGUGAUGGUUGGUAAAAUGUGUUGGGGAGUCUACUGAAUUUGUUGCUGGAAUUAGGGUUUGGCUAGGAGAUGGAGGCGAGGAUGAGCAAGUACAAGCAGGUGAGUCCGGAGAGGACGAAAGUCUGGACGGAGAGAUCGCCUAAGUAUUACCAGCAGCAGCAGAGCAGGAAAGUUCCGGUGGUUUAUUAUCUCUGUAGAAAUCGGCAACUGGAGCAUCCUCACGUCAUUGAGGUUCCUCUUUCUUCGUCGGCUGGUCUGCACUUAAGAGACGUGAUUGAAAGGCUUAAUGUUCUUAGAGGCCGAGGAAUGGCUUCCAUGUAUUCUUGGUCCUGCAAAAGAAGCUAUAAGAAUGGAUUCGUGUGGCAUGAUCUUUCAGAAGACGAUUUAAUUUUUCCCGCUCAUGGGAAUGAGUAUGUUCUCAAAGGUUCUGAGCUUUUUGAAGACUCUAAUUCAGGUCGUUUUAUUCCAGGUGGAAAUCUAAGAUUGCAAAGUCUGAAGCAACUACCGGAGCCACCAUCUUCAUCUAGAAGCCAAGAUGAUUCCUCAUCAUCUUCAAGCAUGAAUGGGAAGAUGACAAAGCAUUCUCAGGAAGAUGAGGUCUCUCCUCCGCUACAACGGCCUUGCUCUUCUGGUGUGUCACCAGAGUCUAGCUAUGGAAAGAAUUCUUCUUGGGGUGGUUCCCUGAGCUUGACAGAGUAUAAGGUUUAUAAGGGUGAUGGGUUAGCAGAUGCCUCUACACAGACUGAAGAAAAUAUAAGUAGGCCUAAAGCACGGGAAACUUGUACAAGGGGUGUUUCAACUGAUGAUGGAUCAUUAGAACCAGAAUGUCAUGAGAAUUAUCAGAAUCAGGUUUCAUGUGAGAAAGAGAACUCUGAGAUAUGCAGGGAUCCAGUAUCCCCUCCUCCAUCCACAUCAAGUGCAUCGUCUUCUGGAGGGAAAACUGAAACUUUGGAAUCUUUAAUAAGAGCUGAUGCUAGUAAAAUCAACAGUUUUAGGAUUCUUGAAGAGGAAGAACUUCGAAUGCCAACCAAUGCAAGGCUGAAAGCGACAAAUAUGUUGAUGCAAUUGAUCUCAUGUGGGUCAAUAUCAGUGAAAGACCACAGUUUUGGCCUUGUUCCAGCAUACAGGCCAAGGUUUGGUCAUACAAGAUUUCCUUCCCCACUAUUCUCUACUUCAAUCAUGCUGGGAGAGCUCGAUUACUUACCAGAGAACCCAAAGCUGAUGGGCUUGAGAUUAGAAGACAAGGAAUAUUUCAGUGGGAGCUUAAUUGACACAAAAAAUCUUAAGGAAGAAGCAGAUGGACAAAGGUCUCUGAAACGUUCUUCUUCAUUCAAUGCAAACAAAAAUGGUAAGCAGUUGGAUUCAGCUGAGGACAAAGAGGAGAGAAAUUCUGGACGUUCUAAAUGCAUUCCCCGUUCAAUCAAGGCUUCAAUAAACAAGCAACCACGAAGUGAAUCCAUGAGAUCUCCCGUCUCCGAAAAACCAAGAAGCUCCUCUGAUGAGGUUGACAGCUCACAACCCGUAUCUAAUGGUAGCAGCAAAAGACUAAAUAAUCCUGUUUCGGGUAAAAGGCAAUCAAAAAGGCUAGAUUCCUUCAGAGAAGAGGAGAAGGUGAUCAAAAUUGAAGAAAGUUAAGUCUUGACUCCUUCCCACUUGUUCAAAAUAAUCAUCAUAUUCCCAAACUCCUUAUUCAUGGCUAUUGACGUUUCAUAUUAUUUUUCUUCUUCAACAGGCUUGCUUCAGGAGCUCGGAUUAUAAUCCAAUCCAAGGCACCCUGUGACACUGUUGUGAGCUGCCCUUAGAGGACUAUUUUGGAGGUAUGGCUAUGGAUUGGGAUUCCCCCUGACUUCCCUCUUCGGUUGGGUGUACAAUGCACACAGUAGUUUUUUCAAAUUUAAUUUGAAAAUUUCAAAUGAUGGUAGGUGAUACUGGCGGGCGGGUCUAAAGUGAUGAUUCUGUAAAUCUGGAAAAAUAGUAAAAGAAAGAGGAAAAUAAUAAAAAGAGAAAGUUAGAUACUACCAUUUUAGUAAUUUUUUAGGGUCCCGGGUGUGGUCAAGGACCAACUUUCCAAUGGGUUGAGUAACCACGGUUAACAGUAUCACCCUUUUGCGAUCCAGACAAGGUAGGUAGAUUAUCUUAUUUGAUGAUUACGGGUUUCUCUUUCUUCUUCAGAUUGUAGUAGUAAUUACCAAAAUUCGUGUUAUAGUAUAUCUCAAGGCUAAGGGAUCCUAUGGGGUCGACACUUUGACUCUUGGGUCAAAUACAAGUAUGAAAGUCAAAGUGUCCACAUUGACUGAUUUGAGUUUGGCUUUGUUGAAUUUAACUUGAAUUAGUAUUUUGGAGAAAAAAAAAUUGAAAUGGUAU
Molecule: messenger RNA, 2672 nt
Organism: Rubroshorea leprosula
Lineage: Eukaryota; Viridiplantae; Streptophyta; Magnoliopsida; Malvales; Dipterocarpaceae
Source: the annotation of a GenBank genome assembly